UUGUGGCCAUUGACACGUUGUGGAUCCGGGUCUGGAGGCAGAUAGCGGGUCCUAAAACACCCGACGAAAAAAAUCGCAGCUGGGUGUCCGCGUCCUUUAGACCAAAAACGUUUGGUGUAGCGAGCAGCAACGCGUCGGACACCCACCGGACGCGUCGUUCUGGUUUCUCGGCGAGUGGAAGCUCGGUAGCUGGCUAACGACGACGACGGUGGUGGUGAUGAUGAUGAUGCAUCGCGGGGUUUAUCCCGGCGCCUGGGACUGAGAUGACUCUCCCGUGGGUGCCAGCUAGCAUGCUAGCCAGUUAACAGCUCUCCGAACCUCCGGGAUCUAUGGUCCGCUGGAUGGAUGCUUGUGCUACUGUAGCGCCCAGCGUUCCCGCCUCCUCCAGCCCGGUCCGUGGCUUUGAUCGAGACUGACUAUGGCGACCAGCAGGGAAGUGCAAACUUAACCGCCACACGUGAUAGAAUUGAUCUCGCUCAGCUUGGGCUUCACCCUCGGAUGCUCCAGUGACGCUUGUCGGUGAGUAACCGGAGCCUCCAAUCUCAGCGGGUCCCGCGCCAGUGUGCACACCCAGGGAUCCAUAGUGGCUUCUAAAAAUAGUUAGCAGCGACCAGUGUGCCUCGGUGGUUCCAGCCCACCGGCGGCUGUCACGCCGGUUCCGUACAUUUGGACCGCUUAUGCUAAGCCAGCCCACUGCUAGCUAGCACGUCUCCAACUCCUGCGCCUUUUAUGGUCGCGCUCCUGCUGGUGGUUCACUUUGGUUUCGCCAGCUUUGCUAGCAGCGAAAAGGCAGAGCUGCUGUGCAAACAAGCAGAGGGGGGACGGAACUGCGAGGCUCGUGCCAGUCCACUUCGGCCUCCGCCGGUUAGCAACACGCUCCCUCCACAGUUAGCGGAUCUGCUCACCGGAGCCAGAGGUGUGUUCCGUUUUCUCCCCUGCGCUUGUGGAGUCAGAGUGGAGCCCCGAGAGCCUGCAGUGGUGUGCUUCACGAUGGCGCAGCUCCUGGACGGGGCCAGCACACUGGGCUGGGUUGUGCUCAGGGGUGUGUUCCGCUUUGUCUUCAUGUUCCUCAACAACUGUGUGGCCAUCCCGUCCUACUGCCUCUACCUGAUUCUGCUGCAGCCGCUCAGAAUAUGGGACAGUUCUGCUUUCUGGCACCUGGAGGGGGUUAUGUUCAAGUGGUUGCUGGCCAUGGUGUCAUCAUGGGGCUGGAUCGCGGGUUACACAGUCACAGAGUGGGGGGAUGACGUGCGGCCGAUCUCUGAGGAAGAAGCCAUGGUCAUCGUCAACCACCAGUCCACGGGAGACGUGUGCACUCUCAUGAUGUGCCUGCAGGACAAGGGCACGGUGGUACGAAAAAUGAUGUGGUUAAUGGACCACGUGUUCAAAUACACCAACUUUGGCCUGGUGUCCCUCAUCCACGGGGACUUCUUCAUCAGACAGGGUAAAGCUCACAGAGACAAGCAGCUGAUCUACCUGAAGGAUCACUUAGACAAAUAUUAUCACAGCCGCGACAGGAAAUGGGUAGUGCUGUUUCCGGAGGGCGGGUUCCUGCGCAAGAGGAGGGAAACCAGCCAGACAUUCGCUAAGAAGCACUCGCUGCCCCACCUCACCCACGUCACCCUGCCUCGACUGGGGGCCACCCACGUCAUCCUGAAGACCCUGUCGGCGCAACAGGAGAACGGCAGCAUCAGCGGGGAGGGCGGGACACUCAACCAGAAGGGUAACAAACGUAAAGGCCUCCAGUGGGUAAUAGAUGUGACCAUAGCGUAUCCCAAAGCUCGGCCGAUGGACAUCCAGACUUGGAUCUUCGGCUACCGGUCGCCCACAGUCACACAUGUUCACUACAGGAUGUACCCCAUCAAAGACGUCCCCAUGGAGGCCGAGCCGCUGACCGACUGGCUCUACCAGAGGUUUGUGGAGAAAGAGGAUCUGCUGGCCCACUUCUACAACACAGGUUCCUUCCCUCCACUAGAGGGCCAGAAGCAGGCAGCCUCCCGACAGAUGACCCUUGACCCCGUGUGGCUCUGCCUCAUCCAGUCGUUUGCGUUCGUGUCCGGCUACAUGUGGUUCAGCCUCUUCCAGUAUCUGUACUGCUGCUUAUUUUGAGGUGACUGACCAGGCGGGGAGGGUCCCGCGUGGGACCACUGGAGAAGAAGCCUCAGGAUCUGUUGGUGUGCGGCCCGGCGUCCUAUCCACCCCUCCCCCACCCGUCCCGCCCGAUGGAUGAAUGUACAUUCGUGGAGCCAAUUCUGUUCCAGACAAAACAGAACCCGGUCACGUGACGUAGAAGAAUCACACACUCGGCUUCGCACUCGUCACCCGUUGGUGUUUACACGUCGUCAUACACGCUCACAUUAGUCCACGGUGCAGACCGGGCCUCAGGAUCCAGACAAGACUCUCUCCACGAGCCGUUUGGAGCCCAGACGUUUGCCCGAGUCCUUCCUCCUCUAGAGCGGCUGCCAGUCCGCCACAGGCCAGGCAGAGCCGGCGCUCCUCUGAACCCUCAUUGCACUAAUGAAUCCAUACUGCCCCCAGCAACCCACUCAGCCAGGAGAAGCUCCUGAACAGUUUUAGAUUUGUUUUGAAUCCCACCGCUUACGUCCACAAACGUGUCCCAGGAGGUGUUUACACCGGCAGCCCUGCUGAAAGCCUGAAAGGAUUGAUGACGCGGCGCUCGACGGAGGACCUGUGGUCACAUGACACUGAGGCGGAGGGGCACGUUCGACUCCAUCCUCACGUUCAUCACGCAGCGACUCUAGUCCCUCUCUGGACGACUUAGUUUUACAAAUAUUUAAGCCAUAUGCUUAGUGUUGUCUGACGUCGGGGUGAAAAAGAUUUUUAUAGAGCGACCUGAUGUUGAGCGUUCCGACAUAGAGAUUUUGGCUUACAUUAGGGUUCAUUACUGUAAAUUUUACAGCCUAACCUGCCUACGUGAGUGUGUGUUCGUCCUUUUCCCAUUUUGUUUUGUAACUACGAUCCCCUGCUCCGCGGAUGGAUCGGAUCUCACCUUUUUUAAUCUCUCGUGUCUUCAUGUUCAAACUUGUACAUAAAGCAAGAGGAAGAGUUUCACCUCCGAUUUGGGCUCCUGAGAGGUACGGCGGAAAUGUGGCAGGUGUUUUGAAAGCCGAUGGUUCCCACGGUGUUCCUCGUUUAUCGUCUCUGAGCAGCAGACGAGACUUCAUCCACACUGCUGGCCUGUUCCCGCUGAGCCUCACUAACCUGAGUUCGCUUAUGCAUUUUCAUUUGCAUACACAGCUCAACCCUGCCGUCAGUCUUUUCACAAAUAAAGUGAUUGAAGAAAGUGGAGCAAGUAAAUCACAGCCAUCUGUUGAAUCACUGCUUCUCUUAUUUCCAGGUGGAACACAACUCAUAAUGCUGUAUGUGUCAAGGUCACAUGACCUGAAAAUGAGAGUUAUAAAUCAUACUAUUUUGUUUGGAAAAUUGUGAUGUUUCUAUUGCUGCUUCAUGUCAGGACAGGAAGGAAUAAAAGCAAAACUGUUUUCCAUCUA
Molecule: messenger RNA, 3512 nt
Organism: Synchiropus splendidus (mandarinfish)
Lineage: Eukaryota; Metazoa; Chordata; Actinopteri; Syngnathiformes; Callionymidae
Gene: lpgat1
Product: lysophosphatidylglycerol acyltransferase 1
Exons: 8
Coding region: 730-2109 (459 amino acids)
Cellular component (GO): endomembrane system
Molecular function (GO): acyltransferase activity
Source: RefSeq, a predicted model, not a curated record